UUAAAUGAGUUCAUUUGUAGAAGACUCAAAGAUUUUUGAAUAAGAAAUAUGAGUGUAGUGACUGGACCUGAGUUCCUCUGUUCCGCCUCGCCCUGAGUGCAGGAUGGGGUGUGAAUACUAAAGCAGCAGAUGGUGAGCAGACACAGACAGAGGGUGGGGGCUCUGGAGGGCUUUUGUCUUCGGUGACUAUUGAACCCCGGUAAUCUUAAUCUAAAUUACACCCCGAAUCCCGACACCCGUCCACUCGCCCGGUCGCUGCGCCUUUAUUCUGACGUGAGCGCAGAUCCGGUCAUCAUCAUCAUCAUCACCACCACCAUCCCGGCUCUCGUCCUCGGAAAUCAGAGCUGCUCCCAGACCGGUGCCAUGUCUUUCCAAGGCAAGAAGAACAACCCUCGCGUGGCGGGUGAUAAACUCAUUAUUAAAGGUGGAAAAAUUGUAAAUGAUGACCAGUCAUUUUAUGCCGACAUUUACAUUGAAGAUGGAACCAUUAAGCAGAUUGGUGAGAACCUCAUUGUACCUACCGGUGUGAAGACAGUGGAUGCCUACGGGCACAUUGUGAUCCCAGGAGGCAUUGAUGUGAACACCUGUCUACAGGCCCCUCACCUGGGCAUGACCCCGGCUGACGACUUCUACCAUGGCACCAAAGCUGCUCUGGCAGGAGGAACCACUAUGAUCAUUGACCAUGUUGUGCCUGAACCCGGAACUAGUUUACUGGCAGCGUAUGACCAGUGGAGGGAUACGGCAGACAUGAGGUCAUGCUGUGAUUACUCUCUGCACAUCGACAUCACUCGCUGGCAUGAUGGGCUGUUUGAGGAGCUGGAGUCUCUGGUCAAAGAUAAAGGUGUCAACUCCUUUCUGAUCUACAUGGCGUAUAAGGACCAGUAUCAGAGCUCUGAUACACAGAUCUAUGAGAUGUUUAGUGCCAUGAGGGAACUGGGUGCCAUCGCACAGGUUCAUGCUGAAAAUGGAGACAUUAUUGAGGAGGAACAAAAGAAGCUCUUGGAUCUGGGAAUCACUGGCCCAGAAGGACAUGUCCUCAGCCACCCGGAGGAGGUGGAGACUGAGGCUGUGUAUCGUGCCAUCACCAUUGCAAAACAGGCCAACUGCCCUCUCUACAUCACCAAGGUGAUGAGCAAACCAGCUGCUGAUGUCAUCGCCAAGGCCAGGAAAAAGGGCAUGGUCAUCUAUGGAGAACCAAUCGCAGCCGGCCUAGGCACGGACGGAUCGCACUACUGGAGCAAAAACUGGGCCAAAGCUGCUGCAUUUGUCAUGUCUCCUCCGCUCAGCCCCGACACGAGCACGCCGGAUUACCUCAGCUCACUGCUGUCCUGUGGGGAUCUUCAGCUAACAGCCAGCGCUCACUGCACCUUCACCACGGCACAGAAAGCUGUUGGAAAGGACAACUUCACUUACAUCCCGGAGGGGACCAACGGCAUUGAGGAACGUAUGAGCAUCGUCUGGGACAAAGCUGUGGCAACUGGUAAAAUGGACGAGAAUGAUUUUGUUGCAGUAACGAGCACAAAUGCUGCAAAAAUCUUCAACAUGUAUCCUCGGAAAGGCCGAAUCGCUGUUGGAUCGGAUGCUGACAUUGUUAUCUGGAACACAAAGGAGACGAAAAUCAUCUCGGCCAAAUCUCACAAUCUGACAGUGGAGGUGAAUAUCUUUGAAGGAAUGGAGUGCCGAGGUUUCCCUGUGGUUGUCAUCAGUCAGGGCAGGAUCGUUCUGGAGGACGGGCAACUCAAUGUGACAGAGGGGUCAGGCCGCUUCAUCCCCAGAAAAGCCUAUCCGGAUUUUGUCUACAAGAGAAUCAAGGCCAGAGGCAGGAUGGCUGAUGCUCGUGGUGUUCCUAGAGGAAACUAUGAUGGCCCUGUUCAUGAUGUCAUCAGUAUGACAAAAUCUGUACCAGCCACUCCCACCACUAGAGGGCCCUCAUGUCCAGGAAAGACCCCACUGGGACCAGCUAGAAAUUUGCACCAAUCUGGGUUCACUUUAUCUGGCACUCAAAUGGACGACCACAUCCCCAGGCGUACGGCACAGAGGAUCGUAGCGCCACCUGGAGGUCGUUCCAAUAUCACAUCCCUCUCAUGAACCUCAUCCACCAGAGGAUCCAACAGCAGCAGUUCUGCCUUCUCCGGCUUCCAAUUUUAUAUUACCUGAAUCAUGCAAAUAUUAAUCCCAGUAAAUCCAUACACUCUGCCAACCCGAUAGGCUAUGCAGCAACUCACUAUAGCUUUCCAUGAAUUCAUAUUCGCUAUAUAAUCUGCCUCUCCUCUGGUCAGACUCACUCAUAAUGUAGCAUGCUCUUUUAUCAAGAGUCACCCAGAAUCCAUUCUGCUUUAGCGUAGCAUUGAUGGCGUAAAGACGGCUAGUGAUUGUUGUGUUUGUGAACUACUGAAUGGAUCUCAUUCUGGUACUGCCUUUCAACCAGUGCUUUCCUCCUGCGACAUGUAGAUUCAGAAGAGACGUUUAAAGGGGAAGUGUGUUUUCUGUGGAAACCUAUUUACGCCAUAAAAUUAAAAAAGAAAAAAAAGGUAAUUGCAACUUGUUUCCUCGUAAUUUUGACUUUUUUUUCCUCAAUUAUGAGUUCAUAUCUUAGAAUUCUGACUUUUGACUUGUGAGAAUGUUACUGCAAAUAUUAAAAUAAAUUCUGAGAUACUUUUUUUUUUUUAAAUUCUGAAUUGUAAUUGUAAGAUGUAAACUUGGAAUUCUGUGGGGGGA
Molecule: messenger RNA, 2718 nt
Organism: Labeo rohita (rohu)
Lineage: Eukaryota; Metazoa; Chordata; Actinopteri; Cypriniformes; Cyprinidae
Gene: dpysl4
Product: dihydropyrimidinase like 4
Exons: 14
Coding region: 364-2088 (574 amino acids)
Cellular component (GO): cytoplasm; cytosol
Molecular function (GO): hydrolase activity, acting on carbon-nitrogen (but not peptide) bonds, in cyclic amides
Source: RefSeq, a predicted model, not a curated record